UUUUAUCUCCUCAGUUGAACUUUCAGCGUCUUACAGGACAAGAGGAUUAGAUUUUCUCUGCAGCAGCAGGAGGAGGAAGAGGAUCAGAGCCGAGCACUCGACUCACAGCAGAGAGUGGAGAUGUGUGGACGCCUCCUCCUGCUGCUGCUGGUCCUGGUCCUGGUGCUGGCCCACGGGCUGGCGGUCGACCUGCUCCAGGCUCAGGUACGACACCCUCUGCCGGUACUGUGGAUGAUGCCGGUGGACUCUGGGUCAGGGAGCCAAAACCUGACGGCCGGUGUAGGUUCAGCCAUCAGAAUGGCUCUGCAGGACCUGAAGAAACAACCAGCACCACUGGGAAACUACGAGAUCCAGCUCCACCUGGUGGACUCACAGUGUGAUCCUGCCAAAUCACUCAAAGCUCUGUUUGACACCAUGUGGGAGGGGCCAAAGUACCUACUGGUGUUUGGAGGGGUGUGUCCAUCUGUGACCACGAUCAUCACGCACGCUCUGCCCGCUCUCAACCUGGUGCAGGUGUCUUUCGCAGACACGUCACCCAGUCUUGCUAACAGGAAGUGGUACAGGAACCUGUUCAGCCUGAUGCCGUCGGAUCGCGUCGUGAACCAGGCCGCGGUCAAACUGCUGCAGCGCUACCAGUGGGCGAGAGUGGGCGUUGUCACACAGGAGACGCCCCGCCUCUCCCAGAUGAAGACGGAUCUGCUGCGACAGCUGCUGAAGACUGACGUCCACGCUGUUUCCACACAGAGUCUUUCUAACGACGUGUGCAGCAGUCUGCGGAGGCUGAAGGAUCAUGACGUUCACAUCGUCAUCGCACACGUUGAGGAAGAUUUAGUUUCUGAGCUUUUCUGCUGCGUUUACAGGCUGAACCUGUUCGGACCUCAGUACCAGUGGAUCGUCUUCGACAGCGGGACGGCGGGCUGGAGGCUCGGGUGGCGAGCGUCGGCGUGUGAGCUCAACAGUCUCGCGAUGGCGGCAGACGGAUCCAUCAGACUGCAGAUCACAGCGCUCGCCAACGCCAACACGCCGGGCGUCUCAGGACGGACACCCCAGAACUUCCUGGACUCCUACCUCGGACAGCUGGUUCAGGAGGGGUCAGAGGUCAGCUCCCUCCACGCAUUCGCCUACGACAGCGUGUGGGUGGCCGCCACGGCUCUGGGUCACGUGAUGGAGGCGGUGAAGCGGCGUCAGAAGUACGGCAUUCAGAGAAACGUGACGGUCAGCGGCGAGGAGGAGGAGGAGGAGGAGGAAGAGGAGGAGCAGAGGAUGUUGCUGGACGCCAUCAAGAGGACGAGGUUUGAUGGAGUCACGGGAGAAGUUCGGUUUAGAAACGGAGAGCGAAUGUCGACCAUUGAGCUGAUUCAGUUUCAAGACAGCAGUGGUGUGUUAGUGGGUCUCUUCUCCACAGUCACAGAGCAGCUGCAUCUGCACGAUCACCUGCUCAAGUUCAAAGGUGUGACACCAGCCACAGACCACACCCUGGUACGUCUGCAGCGCCUCCAUGUGACCGUCCUGCUGUACUGCAUCGUGUCCUCUGCUGCAGCUGUGACCGUCUUCAUCACUCUGCUCGUCCUCUGCUUCGUCAUCAUCAGUGGAAGACUCUGGCUUCUGGGGUCCAGCAGCAGAACCCAGGACGUGCUGCUCCUGCUGGGCCUCCUGCUCUCCUCCUCCUCAGUCGUGCUCUCUGGUCUGGACGGAGUGUCAGUGUCUGAGUGGACGUUUGAACUUCUCUGCUCCGUUCGUCUGUGGACGUUGUCCGUGGGUCACACUGUAGUCUUUGCUGUGUUGCUCUCCAAAACAUGGACGCUCUACUUUCUCCACAGAGUCAAACAGAAGCAGCAGCAGAGUUGUCGUGUUCUGCUCUGGAUUUUCCUGCUAGAUGCGUUUGUUUUGACCUGCUGGCAGAUCCUGGACCCGCUCAGACGGGUGGAGCUGCAGCAUCGCUCACAGAGCGACUCUGCCGACCCCGGCGUCCUCACACAGCCGUUCUCUGAACACUGCAGCAGCACAAACAUGGAGCUGUGGCUCACCGCCGUGUGUGGAUACAAAGGCCCCCUGCUGGGUCUGGGAUGUUUUCUGGCCUGGAACAUCAGGUCUGUGGAGACGAACCGUCCUGGCGUCUCCGGCCGACGUCUCACGCCGAGCGUAUUUGCUGUGGCGGCGUUCAGCGCGUCAGGGGCCACGGCGUCUCUGCUGACGACCCACAAUCCUCCUCUUCAGUUCUGUGUGAGCAGCGGCCUCAUCCUCAGCUGCAACGUCUUCAUCCUGACCUCCAUGUUUGCUCCGACAAUUUUAAACGUGUGGAUGAACCGUGGCGGUGAUGAUGAUGAUGAUGGUGGAGGUGGAGGUGGACAGCAGCAGGAUGAAGCUGCCUCAGAGGAAGGCGACAAACAGUCGAGCAGGUUAAACACACAGCUGAAGAGUCGAAACGCACAGCUCAACGUAGAAAUAGAAAGUGUAACGACGCAGCUGUGCAAGGCGACCGAGGCGAGAACAAAAAACGGUGAGGUCCGAUCUGUGAGCUGGAGCGACGAAGCUCGAGUCUCUGACGAUGGAAACUCCCGGAGGAAGCGGUCGAGUCCAGACGACGUCAACUCUCCCGAAAACGUGCAGCGGCGUCUCUCCGUGCAGCUGCCGAUCCUCCAUCGCUCCUACCUGCCCGUCAUCGGCGGCGUCAGCUCCAGCAGCUCCGGUCUGUCCGACCUGGAGCCGCGUUACAUUUGAGCCAGUCACAUGAUAUUAUUGAUUAUUGAUUCUAUGUGUGUGUUCUAACAUGAAUGUCCUGGAUUGAACGAAACCAAAUGAAUAAAGCUGAACAUAA
Messenger RNA from Solea solea (common sole), 2818 nucleotides. RefSeq names its product gamma-aminobutyric acid type B receptor subunit 2-like. The record is from RefSeq and is a predicted model, not a curated record. Bases 121 to 2721 code for a protein of 866 amino acids. NCBI's taxonomy places the organism in Eukaryota, Metazoa, Chordata, Actinopteri, Pleuronectiformes, Soleidae. Gene Ontology annotation, cellular component: membrane; G protein-coupled receptor heterodimeric complex. Gene Ontology annotation, molecular function: G protein-coupled GABA receptor activity. Gene Ontology annotation, biological process: G protein-coupled receptor signaling pathway; gamma-aminobutyric acid signaling pathway. The transcript is spliced from 19 exons.